CGUGGAUUCCGAUCAAAAGUUCGGCGUUCAAGUCGCGGUGCCUAUCAAAACACCCAAACCCUCUUUUUUGCGCGGAGUAGCGGCAUUCAUUAUAUACGCAUUUGGAAGUGUGAUAUAAGUAUCCUCCAUCUGUAGCUACCGCCACAAAUUCGCGAACUCAUUCAAAUCUUUCUACAAUCCAAAUCCUUGCACAAAAUGGCCGGAGACGCCCCGCGCAAGUGCAGCGGCAACGACUGCGAGAACGACGCAGGCUCGCUGCAGUGCCCGAACUGCCAAAAGUUGGGCAAGGAAAGCUUCUUCUGCUCGCAAGACUGCUUCAAGCGCAACUGGGCCGAGCAUAAGAAAGCGCACAAGUCGCAGAACGGUAUUCUCUCCAACAUCUUCACGCCAAAAGUAGUUUCUAAACCGGAUCCAGCGACGGGCCAUUUCAACCCAUUCCCUACGUUUCCCUACACCGGUACCCUACGACCCGUAUACCCGCUGUCGGCGAAGCGUGAAGUAAAGAAAGGCGUCAAGCUUCCAGACUACUCGAAGGAUGGCAUACCGCGCUCAGAGCAGGUGUUCGUAAACAGGAACAAGAUCGCAAUUCUCACAAAGGAGGAGCAAGAUGGUAUGCGCAAGGUCUGUCGACUGGCGCGUGAGGUCUUAGAUAUUGCGGCUGCGGCGGCGAAGCCUGGUGUAACGACCGAUUACAUUGACGAGAUCGUCCACAAUGCUUGUAUGGAGCGCGACUCAUAUCCUUCACCCCUCAACUACUGCCACUUCCCCAAGUCUGUAUGCACCUCGGUCAAUGAGGUCAUCUGCCACGGCAUUCCCGACCAGCGAGUCCUCAAGGAUGGUGACAUUCUGAACAUCGACGUCACACUAUACCACGGCGGCUUCCACGGAGAUCUGAACGAGACCUACUACAUCGGCGACAAGGCGCUGGCAAACCCGGAUGCGGUGCGCGUGACUGAGACAGCUCGCGAGUGCUUGGACCAGGCUAUUGAGCUUGUCAAGCCAGGAACACUAUUCCGCGAAUACGGCAACGUUAUUGAGAAGCACGCGAAGAGCCAGAAAUGCGGCGUCAUCAGGACAUACUGUGGCCACGGCAUUAACCAGCUUUUCCACUGCGCUCCCAACGUCCCCCAUUAUGCAAAGAACAAGGCUAUUGGACAGGCAAAGCCUGGCAUGUGCUUCACCAUUGAGCCUAUGAUUAGUAUUGGAUCCUACAGGGACAAGACAUGGCCGGAUGACUGGACCAGCACAACCCUGGACGGUUCCCUUACCGCUCAAUUUGAACACACUCUGCUGGUUACCGAAGAUGGUGUCGAAAUCCUGACCGCCAGGCUCCCCAACUCUCCUGGUGGCGCGGUCCCAAGGGUAGCUCCAGUGAACGGUGAGGCGACUGCAGCGGCAUAAUGUUUACGAGCAAUCUGCACGACAGAUCAACAAGCCUUAAGCCAACCCAAGCACCAACCGUCAGACGCUGGUGCUAGGACACCGUGGCCUCAGGGUAGCCAAUGGAGGAGGGACUAAGCAGACCUACUGUCAGUAACGGCCGACCGCAGACAGAAAGAGAUGGAGGCGCUUGAACUCGCCAGCUUAGCGACUCUGUGAGGAGUGGGAGGAGUAAACUGGACACAUCAACGGCGGUGGGAGUCUCUGAGAUAUUGGUUGAGGAUCAUGCAGACUUGUUGACACAAUCCAUUUGAGCUGCACUGAUAGGGUACCAUAUGGAGCAGUAUGCCUUCAGCAGUCUGCUGCGAGAUCUGAGCCGAAGUCCCUUUCAGCAGGUGCCUAUUCCUGCGAGCCAUGUGGGCAUAUUAUCGAAGAUGACCAUCACA
Messenger RNA from Boeremia exigua, 1826 nucleotides. RefSeq names its product methionine aminopeptidase-like protein 1. Lineage: Eukaryota; Fungi; Ascomycota; Dothideomycetes; Pleosporales; Didymellaceae. Gene Ontology annotation, molecular function: metalloaminopeptidase activity. Gene Ontology annotation, biological process: proteolysis. The record is from RefSeq and is a predicted model, not a curated record. Bases 196 to 1401 code for a protein of 401 amino acids. The transcript has 4 exons.